Messenger RNA from Toxorhynchites rutilus septentrionalis, 3736 nucleotides. RefSeq lists its product as uncharacterized. Gene Ontology annotation, biological process: adenylate cyclase-activating G protein-coupled receptor signaling pathway; G protein-coupled adenosine receptor signaling pathway. Gene Ontology annotation, molecular function: G protein-coupled receptor activity. The transcript is spliced from 5 exons. Bases 1379 to 3652 code for a protein of 757 amino acids. Lineage: Eukaryota; Metazoa; Arthropoda; Insecta; Diptera; Culicidae. Gene Ontology annotation, cellular component: membrane. The record is from RefSeq and is a predicted model, not a curated record.
GACGGAACGGCGCGACGCGCGCGAAUCUAUCUUCUCCUGGGCAGGAGGUUCAGACGGAAUGUUGCGAAGAGGCUUCUUCAGUCACAACAUAGAUCUCACGUCGUUCGCACUCGGUUGCGGUUGCGGUUGGGGUUGCGUGCGCUCGAAAUCGAGUGUCGGGUUCGGUUUAAGUAUGUUCGAUCGGAAAGGUGCAAUAACAAGCCGCGGAUGAGCGAAAACGGAAACGGCGCGCUGUAGCUGUGUAUAUCUGUGUCUUCGUGGUAUCGAUGAGCUCAAACAGCUCAGGUGAAAAAUCAAGUGGUUUAUUUUGGGUGAAAUUGAGAUGAAAAAUCAGACGAAAAUCAUCCCGAUCAUAGAUUUUUUUUUUCUUCUCUUGAAAAAUGAGGGAAUGUUAUUCAUAGCAUAGCACGCUAAAUGGGAGAUAAAUUUCAGUACUGCGUCUAGAUGAGAGAUAAGCGGAGGAGCCGUUGGCGGAGUGUUGUUAUUUUUGGAAGUGGAAAUCAAUAUCCGUUCAAUUGCAACAUCGUCGAUCUCCCGCGGUGGCAGUUGUUUGAAGUGGAUAAAAGUGUCGAACGAAGCGUGGCAACAGCAAACUUCAAUUAGGAAGCUGCUGAAAAUGGAAUCAAAGUGAGAAAAGGUGAAUCUGGGCGACUAGCUGUGAUGAAACCGUGACGAAUUGCUGGACAGUAGUGGAAUUGUGCUCUGUGGGUGGAGAUUAAUGAUAUUAAUAGAUUAUUUUUCAACUAGCCGCGGACAGUGCUAGACCGGAAGUGUCGCAGCAAAUAUAGUGCCAGUACAAGGGCAAUAUCAUCAACAUAUGUUUGACUAGAUUUGAUAUCACCCAUCCGUCGAGCGGUUGCCCGCUGUUGCCGAGGAUAGCCAUCUUCAUCUGCCAGGAAGCUGGCAGGGCUCGAAACAUUGUGUACUCCCGAUGGGUCACAAGCGGUGGAAUACCAGCACGGAAUCCGAUCCAAUGAAAUUAAACGGUUUAUCGCACUCGAGAUAUGUUCCGCAGUGGCCGCCCGUGUGUCGCAAGAGGGGCAAAAAACAAUCGAAUGCACAUAAAAGCAAAUGAAUAAAUAAACAAACAAACAAAUAAAAACAUUAUCAACGACAAGUGGAAGCCGCGCCGCGAGAAGGGGAAAACAGCGAGAAUUCCACGGAGGCGGAUAGUCGCGCAAAAAUUAUUAUCAAUGCAGGAUAAUUAAUUUUGCUGCGGAACUUUUGUUUUAUCAGGCCAAUACAUCCCGCCUGGAGAGAGAGAGAGAGAGAGAGAGAGAGAGAGAGAGAGAGAGAGCGGUUUGAACCAGCGAGCGAGCGUGGUGUUGCGGCUGAGGUGUGUCCACUAGCGGGGGCACUAGCGCUAAGCGGAGGUUCAAUGACCGAGAACGACCCCACGGGAAUCGUCGGAUAUUACACCAGCACCGAUGCGACCGAUUGGAACGAGACCCUUCGCUUCGUACCGAACCACCACCAGGAGGCCAAAUUGGACGUAACGUAUGCCGUGUUCGAGGGCCUCGUCGCUCUGAUGGCCGUGGUUGGCAACGCGAUGGUGAUAGUGGUGUUCAAACGCGAGCGACGUCUCCGCCGACGGACCAACUUCUAUAUCGUUUCGCUGGCCACGGCUGACUUCCUGGUAGGCCUGCUCGGGGUUCCGUUUGCGGUGCUAUCAUCCGUCGGAUUGCCCAGAAAUCUGUACGCAUGUCUUUUCACCAUCUCCCUUCUGAUCGUGCUGUGCACAAUCUCGAUCUUCUGCCUGGUCGCAGUUUCGGUCGACCGCUACUGGGCCAUUCUACAUCCGAUGGCGUACUCACGCAACGUCCGUACCAAAACUGCAAUCGUAAUCAUCAGCCUGUGCUGGCUCGCCGGGUCCGUCAUCGGUUUCCUGCCGCUAUUCGGUUGGCACGAGACACCCACGGUGGACACCUGUCUCUUCCUCAAGGUCAUGGACUACGACUAUCUGGUGUUUCUGUACUUUGCGACGAUAAUCACCCCCGCGCUCAUCAUGUUGGCGUUCUACGCACACAUCUAUCGGGUGAUAGUGAAACAGCUUCGCCAAAUCGUCACCAUGAACCCCGGCGGGGGUCUUUCGUCGGACAGCCGCCGAUCGUCCGAGCACAGUCGUGUCCGCAUAUCGGCCGUGAAACCGGGCCGCUGCAAAACCGCCGGCCAAGGUGGUGGCACGAUGCUUCGGGUGCUAGGUGCAGCACAGAAACGUGAAGUCAAGGCUACCCAGAAUCUCUCCAUCAUCGUGCUGUUCUUCAUGAUCUGCUGGAUUCCGCUGUACACGAUCAACUGCAUCGUAGCCUUCUGCAGGGACUGUCAGAUUCCACCCACGCUGAUGCUAUUCUGCAUCAUAUUAUCCCAUCUGAAUUCGGCCGUAAACCCGCUGCUAUACGCGUACCAUUUGAAGGACUUCCGGGCGGCGCUGCGGAAUCUCAUUCUCAGCCUGUGCGGAUAUGAAGCGGGUACCCAGGAUCUCAAUUAUCGGGCGUCGCUCGCUAGCCAACAGCAGCUAUACGCGCAACGACAUUCCAUUAUGGAUAAGAGACUCUCGCUGCAGCCAAAAAUCUAUAUCGAUUCUCCAGUUUACCAUCGAGCACAGCAGCAAAUACGCAAUCAACAACGAUUCCUGGAACGCUCGGAAAGUGGACCUUUCCACAGUCCAAACAAGAAACGUCUGAUCAGCAGCACCAGGUCCGAUCCCGGGUUGCCAAACGUUGUCAUCAACACGUCCACCAUCAGCAGUAGCCCAACCAACUCCAACUGUUCCUCACCUCAAAGGUACGAACAUGGAGGACUGCUGGACAUGGCUUUCCAGCGAAGGACUUUGGAGAUGUGGGGAAUUGCGGAGGUUUCCAGUAUGAACGAAAAUAGCGUACAGCGGAAGACUUUGGAUGACGAAGAACUCAAUGAGCUGGUUUCAUCAUGUACCGACAUUGAAGCACCUGUGGUUCAGGAAGAUCAAUGUGCGAGAGACACAACCUCAUGUAUGAAGGCGGAGUUAGAAAACUCAACCAUUAAAAUAGUGGAUAAUGACAAUUCUGAAGCGUUGGAGCUAAACAGUCACCCAAUUGAAGAAGAUCGUAACGUUAGCUCGUUAUACAACAUUGUAAUGUCCAAGAGAAAAAGUCAGAGUACCUGUUGUAUCCUGCAGGAAGCAAACCCCGAUUCUCGGACCACAUCGGACGCCAUCUAUCUCAUCGAGAAUCAUUCACCGAAUCGAAUACUCUCCAACCGAGGGUCACAGUCCCUCGCCAAUAACAACAACAGCGUCGUCCACUGUACAAGCACUGGUUGUGCCAACCUUUGUAGUAUUAAUCUAGUCGAUAGUUUCAACAAUAACCAUAACCACAAUCAACAUUGUAAGCAUGCUUCUAGUCCAGACUUCCCCUCGCCGGAUGGAACCGCCACAGCAAUGUGCCGUAACCGACGCUUGAGCAAGUCGUUUUCUCUGUUCAACCACUCAACUCAGAGUCAACCAUCGAAACUGCUGUUGUCACCGCUUACCACCACCAAUUCGGCGGUAACCACCAUGGGCAGCAGCGGGUCAUCACAUUCCAGCCUUUUCAAACUGUUCAGUUCCGGUGGAACGAAGCAACGCAUUCGGAGCUUCGGAUUCAAUAAACGAUCCCUAUCGAAUGAUAGAUAAAUGAAAACACGUAUUGUAACUGUUAAGUGGAGUUUAUUUAAUACUUUGAUUUUAUUGUAGAAAAUAAAUGUAAAUUCUAUUGAA